Molecule: messenger RNA, 1102 nt
Organism: Chrysoperla carnea
Lineage: Eukaryota; Metazoa; Arthropoda; Insecta; Neuroptera; Chrysopidae
Product: transmembrane protein 98-like
Exons: 5
Coding region: 373-1047 (224 amino acids)
Cellular component (GO): endoplasmic reticulum
Source: RefSeq, a predicted model, not a curated record
UAAUGGACAAUUAGGUAGGUAACCUAGAAAUAGAUAAUUUAGGUAAUACUGAAAUCAAUUUAGAAUUCUAUGUACAUUGUUUACAUGAUGUACGUACGGGUCUAUUCAAAUUCAGUUCAGAUAAUAUAAAUACGGCAUAGUUCGUAUGUUAAUGUUAGGAUGCUGUACAGUAUAAGGCAGUAUAAGGCUGUCAUAAUCGAUAAUGUUUAACACACAGUAAUGAAACAACAAAUCGUGCGGAGCAGUAUACUUUUAUUAAUAAAGGAACGCCAGCAUAAAAUGUGCCACCUGUUGCGUCAAAACAACUUUUAUAAAAAAAACUUUAUUAAAGUUUGAAAACUAAAAUAGAAAAAUGUAAUAAUUUUUAAGAAAAUGUCUAUGCAUAACAUAGAAAUCGCUGUUACAGUGGGCGCACUUACUGCAAUAUUUCUCGGAUCGUUUAUUAUUUUAAUUUUAAUAUGUAGACGUUCAAAACUUAAUUAUAAAUCACAUAAAUGUAAUUUGGAUAAAUUGGAUGAAAGACCUGAUAUACAUUUGAUUGAUGAUGAAAGACCUGAUUUGGAAUUAGGUGAGGUUCGUUUACGCCCCGAUUUGGAACAAAUUCUUGCCGAUGAACAAUGGGUAGAUGAUGCUACUGGCUUAGCACCACAUUGUUUAGCAGUAUUAAAAAUAUGCCAUAAUCUUACUGAACGAUUAACUGCAAUCACUAUGGGCCCUUUGCAAUCAGAACGAUCCAGUUAUGAAAUUGUUGAAAUUGCACGUAGAAUUUCAUUACGAGUUGAUGACGUUGUACAAAGCAUGUAUCCACCAUUGGAUGCCCGUUUGUUAGAAGCACGAGCAGUAGCUCUUGCCUUAGCAGUUACACAGUUAGCAUUAAUAGCACGGUACAAUUGUAAUCCACACAGAUCGUAUUCACUUUCGUGGAUUGAUGCAGGUUUAUCUCAAAUGGAUUCCCAUUUGAUCGUUCUUCGAGAAGCAGCCUUGGCACAUGAAGCAUCAUGUCGCAUUCAAAAUUAUAUGAAUUAUACAAAUAAUACUCGUUUAUAAUAUGUUUUGUUAAUUAUCGUACUUGUUUAUGAAAUCUCAAAUAAUUAUAAUAUAU